CACAGUCACACACACACGCGCGCGCGCUCACACACCAUCCAUAUUCCUCUCCAGCUUCACUCCCCCUCCGGAGAUCCGUCGCAACGUUUUCUGACAACGGGCUAUCCUUACGGCAGCAGAGCUGGCUUAGCCGGUCAGCUGCGAUCACGCUCGCAAAGGUAGCACGAGGAAGACACGCGCGGACGCAACACGCGGAGGGCACGCGCGCACGCGGAGAAGACUCGCUCAAAAAAAAUCCGCGUGCAGGAAUAACACGCACGAAAAAGAGCCGCUGUCCACAACGAUUGCUUAGAACGGACUACAAACGCACUUGGAAUCGCACUGAGCUCUCGUCCGUGAGUUACGCAGAAGCGCGCGUUCACACUCGGCAGAGUCGCUCGCGAAUAGGCGAAAGAAGAGCCACGAUCAACGCAGACGAAGGAGAAAUAGAAAGAGAUAAAUAGCAAAAAAGAAAGAAACGCGCGCGUCUCUGGCUGGCGCGUUGAUGGCCGGCCGCUGCUGCUAACGCUUGGCUAUCUGGCCGCGCGCCGCAAGAGAUCGAGCGAGCGAGCGAGGAUGUAACGCAACUCCAAGUGGCCAACGACGCGCGCCGCACACUGAUGACCCGCUGAAGCGGACCCCGCACGCGCGCAACAGUCGGCGGUGAUGUUGUCGCCGCCGCCGCUGCUGCAACAUCUCGCUCGACGAUGCUGGCAGCAACAGCGGCGAGGCAAUCGAGAGCAGCAGCAACAGCAGCAGGUCGCAGCAGUCCCGCGCCGCCAGCAUGAACGCCAGGAGCCACUUUCGCGCAUCUCUCGCCGUGUUCCUCAACUUCGUGGCGUUGCUGUUCUCCUCCACGGCUUUCGUGACCACCUACUGGUGCGAGGGCACGCAGAGGGUGCCCAAGCCGCCGUGCGGUCCCAAGACGCGGCCCGGCCCGCAGACGGCGGCGGCGGCUGCUUGCCUGCGGGCGAACAGCAGCGGCGGUGUCGCUGCUGAUGGGAGUCGCAGCGGCGGCGGCGGAGCCGUGUACAGCUGGGAGACCGGCGAUGACAAGUUCGUGUUGCGCUACUUCCACACCGGACUCUGGUACUCGUGCGAGCAGAACAUCACCGGCACGGGCGAAAAGUGUCGGAGCUUUAUAGAUUUGGCUCCAGCAUCAGAGAAAGGAGUCCUGCUUCUGUCGAUGGUGUCAGAAUCGCUGUACCUGAUCCUGCUCACUGUGGGAUUUGCUCUUAUGUGCCUGGAACGCUGUCGAUCUACCAACAUCAUCGAGGGGCUUAAGCUCAACGCCUUCGCAGCGGUCUUCACGGUCCUGUCAGGUCUGCUGGGGAUGGUGGCCCACAUGAUGUAUACCACCGUGUUCCAGGUGACAGCCAGUUUGGGUCCCGAGGACUGGAGGCCACACCACUGGGAUUACGGCUGGUCGUUUUGCUUGGCGUGGGGCUCCUUCACGUGCUGCAUGGCAGCCUCGGUGACCACCCUCAACUCGUACACCAAGACGGUGCUGGAGUUCCGCUGCCGGAGGCGGCUGCUGUUGGUGCGCGACCCCGAGACGCAGCAGAGCCUGCUGCAGGAGGAGGCGCCCUCGGUCAUCUCCCUGUCGGACGCUGUGGAGGGCGGCGCUUGCGGCAUCUCCUUGCCAACCUCCUCUGCUGCCAACCCCCAGAGCCGCAGGAUAUCCGCUCCGACUGCCUUCAUCGACCUCAACAGAGUGCCCGAGGUGAUGCAGGAAGAGCAGUGCUGAAGACCGGGCCGUUCUUCUUGGACGGGAUGCAUCGGUGCGCGCGCGCGCGCGCUCUCUCUCUCUUCGGCUCUUCCCGGGUGGCAGCUUUCGCAAAGAAAGCAGCACGGACGACUCCACAAGUUGGGGCG
This is a messenger RNA of Lethenteron reissneri (Far Eastern brook lamprey), 1854 nucleotides long. Its product is annotated as germ cell-specific gene 1-like protein. Gene Ontology annotation, cellular component: plasma membrane. Lineage: Eukaryota; Metazoa; Chordata; Hyperoartia; Petromyzontiformes; Petromyzontidae. The record is from RefSeq and is a predicted model, not a curated record.